AUGGCUCUCAGUAAUGAAUCAACAGUGUCUGAGUUUGUGCUUCUGGGACUGUCUAAUUCUUGGGGACUUCAACUUUUAUUUUUUGCCAUCUUUACUGUAGUCUAUGUAAUAUCAGUCCUAGGCAAUGUCAUGACUAUUGUCAUCAUUAUUUCUGAUUCACAUUUGAACUCUCCUAUGUAUUUCUUUCUUGGUAACCUGUCUUUCAUUGAUAUUUGCCAAUCCAACUUUGCCACUCCCAAGAUGCUUGUGGACUUCUUUGCUGAGCACAAGACUAUCUCCUUUGCAGGUUGCAUGACCCAGAUAUUUCUUCUUCAUAGUUUUGUUGGGAGUGAGAUGAUGUUACUAGUAGCCAUGGGCUAUGACCGAUUCAUAGCAAUAUGUAAGCCUCUGUACUAUGAUGUCAUUAUGAACCACAGGCUAUGUAUCAUCUUUGUGUCAGUUUCCUGGGCAGUGGGUGUUCUUCAUUCAGUGAGCCACUUGGCUUUUACUGUGGAUCUGCCCUUCUGUGGUCCCAAGGAGGUAGACAGUUUCUUCUGUGACCUUCCCCUGGUCAUAAAGCUGGCUUGCAUUGAUACAUACAAAAUGGAAAUCUUGACCCUAGUUAACAGUGGCUUGAUAUCACUAAGCUGUUUUCUGGCUUUAAUGAUUUCCUAUGCCAUCAUUUUGAUCACGGUCCGGCACCAGUCAUUCAAGGCACUUUCCACACUAACUGCCCAUUUCACAGUAGUGAUUCUUUUCUUUGGGCCUUGCAUUUAUUUUUAUAUCUGGCCUUUUAGCAGGCUUUCUGUGGACAAAUACCUUUCUGUCUUCUACACUAUUUGUACACCCUUACUGAACCCCAUCAUAUACUCUCUGAGGAAUGAUGAUAUUAAAUCAGCUUUAUGGAAAUUGAGAAAUCGUCAUGUGAAUUCCUGGAAAAAAUAA
This is a messenger RNA of Jaculus jaculus (lesser Egyptian jerboa), 924 nucleotides long. Its product is annotated as olfactory receptor 4K1. Gene Ontology annotation, biological process: G protein-coupled receptor signaling pathway. The transcript has a single exon. The record is from RefSeq and is a predicted model, not a curated record. The coding region runs from base 1 to 924 and encodes 307 amino acids. Lineage: Eukaryota; Metazoa; Chordata; Mammalia; Rodentia; Dipodidae. Gene Ontology annotation, cellular component: membrane. Gene Ontology annotation, molecular function: G protein-coupled receptor activity; olfactory receptor activity.